AUGAUCUUCAGCAUUCUUCCCGCUGUGACGUGGGUUGCGCUCUCUCUACUCGGCGCCUCGCAAUGCAGGUCCAUCGCGAGCGGUAGCGGUAUCCAAAUGACGGCAGACGUCGGCAACGAGAUGAUGCUGUCUCGCAAUCCAGGCAGCCAACUGAUCGGUCUUGACAUCGAACAACGCGAGUUGGAUCCUAGCCUGCAGAACCUUGCUCCUCGCAUCGUCUUUAAUCCCAACGUUAUCUCGCCCCACAAGCACACUACCUGGUUGGCUGGACAGACGGUCAACGUGAAAUGGGAUCCAUCAAAGUUGCCAGCUGAACUUGGGGACCUUGUAAGUCCUCACGACGGGCGCAUCGUAGAGCGUUGCUGAUUCCUUUCCACGCGCUUGACCCCUUCAAACCUGUCCCGCUGCAGCAUGGAGAAAUUAGACUGGGUUACCGCAAGGAAGGCGAGACGAACGAGCAUCUGAAGUGGGUGCUGCACUCGAACGUGCCCUUAAAGGUUGGCAAGCAGGAGGUCAAGUUGCCUGACGACUUGGAGACCAAGGAGCAUGAGUACAUGUGAGGGUACGCUGCACCGUCUUGUCCCUCGGUCACCUCUGGUCCUGACUAGAAUCGUCUCCCUGCUCGCUACCCUCCUUAGCAUCGUCGUGAUGGGCGAUUCUGGCAAUGCGAGCGAGCCUUUCACCAUCUACAGCAAGGCGGACAAGCAGAAAUGGUUAGAGCAUCUCAAGCCAAAGCCUGGAGCAAAGGCCACCGCCAAGAGUGCCAGCACCUCGACCGCCAAAGCCGGUGCCGGUUUCGAUGGUGGUAAACCGCAUGCCGAGACGAAGACGACGAGCAAAUCCAAGAGCAAAGCAGAGAGCAAAGGCGCUCUCGAACCCCAGCGACGUCAAAUCGAUGUCAAAGUCUUCAGCAAAAUCGCUGCUUGA
Messenger RNA from Ceraceosorus bombacis, 927 nucleotides. The record is from the annotation of a GenBank genome assembly. NCBI's taxonomy places the organism in Eukaryota, Fungi, Basidiomycota, Exobasidiomycetes, Ceraceosorales, Ceraceosoraceae.